AUGCCCACACAACUCUCUAGGCAAGAAACACCUGCUGCCAAAGACCUGGAUCCACUGACAAAGAAAGCAUCAGCUGCUCCCACAGACAGUGCUGUCAUUGAAGAGGGAGAAGAGGAGGAGGAGGAUUCCGAAUCAGGGGAUGCACCAGGGGAGCCAAAGGACUCUCUGCUGGAUGAUGACAAUGAAGCUGAGGCACAACUCAGAUUGAGGGAAUCACUGGCAAUGGCUGAUGAAGAAAGACGCAGACUGGAAGCAGAGGCAAAAGCUGAACAAGAGAGGCUGGAAGAAGAAAGCGUAAAGGCUGAAGAAGAAAGGCUCAGAUUGGAAUUACUGGCACUGGCCAAGAUGGAGGAAGAACGACUGCAACGUGAAGCCAAUUCAAAAUUGGAACAAGAAAGGCUGGAAGAAGAACACCGAAAUGAAGCUGAACGCUUGAGACUGGAAGCUGUGGCAAAAGCUGAACAAGAACAACUCAGGCGUGAAGAGGAAGCAAAGGCGGAUGAAAAUCGACUCAGGCUCGAAGUUGAAGCAAAGGCUGAACAUGAUAGGGUGGCAAACGAAAAAAGACGGCUGGCAGAGGAAGAAAGGCUGAAAUUUGUUGAGGAGGAACGCCAAAAGGAGGCGGAAAGGAAAAGAUUGCAAGAGGAAGCCAAAUCUGAACUUCGAGAAGCUGCUGCCUUGGCUUCGAUUGCAGUUGCGAAGUCAACAGCACAGGCCAGUGUUCCGGCACCAGGCAAAAAUCCCAAGGAGGUCCAAGAACCCGAUGCUUCGGUGGUUGGUAGGGUGGUUGACAAUGGAUUGGAUGACAGUGCGAAAGUACGUUUUGCUACCGAUGUCGAUGGGCCACAAGCACAAGACGUUGCUGCUCAAGUAUCGCAGCCACUCACGGGUGUCCACGACGACGAACAGCUUUCAGAGGGCCAAUUCAGGCCGCGACAAACCAAGUCGACCACCGACCAGAAGGCAGUUGCUGGUUUAUUGGCAAUGGAGGCGACUGCCUCGUCACUAAAGCCAACUGAACGAACCCAACCUGACGCAAAGCCUUCGAGACUCAAUAGUAGUCAGUCCGACUUGAAGUCCUCUUCUGUACCAAUGAAAGGAACAUUUGGAGCCCACGCUCUUCGACCCACAACCACCUUGACCACAAGAUCGUCUUACCGAAGCGCUGCGGAAGAAUCGGGUGAUCCUCCCAAAAAUGAAUUCCAACAAAUAAAACUGAAAAGGAAAUCAACGAAAACAACGGAAAUAUAUAUCAAGGAGACCCAGUUGGAAUUUGCAGAGUUGGUUGCGGGCGCCUUGAACAGAAGAAGAUCGAACAACGAUAGCAGCCUUGAAGCGCUUCGCCACAUGGACGAUUUGAAGCAGGAAGUGGCCGUGUUGCAAGAAGAAGAGGAUUCAACUCUUUGGGCAAUCAACAGGCUACGGCGAGAGCUCCUCGACAUGUUCAACCAGGGGAGCCCCAUGCAGGAAGAAUACUUGCUCAAGUGGAUCAUGCCUCUGCACCGAGAACGAGAUCCAAAGACUGGUCGUUUGAUCAUGAACGCAGAUCAAGUGGCGCUCUUGCAGUCUUUUACGACUUCGGAAGAACUCAGCAUGGUUGCGGGGCUUGGUAUGGUUCGAAGUGUGCUUCAAUCAAAUUUCAAAGCCAUGAACGGUAGCCAGUGUCUCCAGGAUAUCCAUGACUAUGCUACAUUUCGGCUGGGGAAGAAAUCCAAGCGAGCCCCGCAGAAUCCAUGGGACUUGCUGGCUGAUUUGUUCGAGACCGCUCAAAAGGAUGAUUCCACAGAAGAUAUUCAUCAACGAGUUUGCAAUGCCUUGGUGCAGUGGGUAGUACGAGAAAUCUUGGGCUCUACUACUGAUGAAGUAACUAGCCGGAGCUGCUUCCACGCCAUCUUUUUGAUUGCGUCUCUCAAACUAGAGCUGCAGCGCCUUGCUCCCAAAGCGCUUGAACCGCCAAAGUCUGCUGGCAACGAGAUCGAUGCCGACGACGACCGAUCCAUCAUUGAAAUUGAACCCCCAACGCCAACACCAAAACGAGCAGCAACACCAAAGCGACUCGUAUCGCCCCGUAACCCAUACGUGGAAAAGCUCUUGCAAUCGGAUGCCUUCAACGAAAACAGUGGCCCUAGUGCAGCAUUUCGGUCGAAUGAAGUCAUUUCAGAAGGUUCCACGGAUCACGCGAGCCAAUCUGCAGCAGUCGAUUCGAGUGUCGAUGAGAAGGAAAAGGCGAUGAAAGAGGCCAUGCUGGUUCGUGAUGCCAGUGUGAAAGAGAUGAAGUUGAAAGAAAAAGAAAAGGAAGAACGCAUCCCGGAGAGCGAACUCCCCAAGCCUGUUCAAGAUUCGCAUCGAGUGAUUCGUACGAUUUUGGGCCCGAACCACCCGCACAUCAACGUGGGCGACUGUUUCGAAGCGAUUCGCAUGUAUGCCGCAUUGAUUUUGAAAUGGAAGGAGAUUCAAGAUCGUCGAGAACAACUGUUGGCGGCCGGUGCCGCGGGUGCCGCUGCAGGUUCAGCUGAACACGGCGACAUGUUGAUGAUAGAAUCCAAACCAACGUUUGAAGAAGAAAAGCUCAAGGCGCUGGAGGAGAGGAUAAUCUCCCCGACAAUGCAACCUCCUGUUCCACAAAUUGAGAUUGGCAAUGUCUCUCCAGCUGUCGUUGUGGAGGAAGGUGACAUGAAGCAAGCAGCUGCUGCCAGAAUGGAGAAGAAAAGGCGCAAAAAGAAGAAGAAGAAGAGAAAGGAGAGCGAUCUGGUUCUUUCGCCUCUGACGCCCGACGCAGACGACAAACUGAAAGAUGGCGCGGCGGAGGGAGACGUGGGGGCAUCGGCUGCCGCCAAGAAGCUCGAUUUGGAUUCACUGAUGGUGGAUACGGCACAGGACGUCAUGGCAGAAGUAGCAGCCAACACUCCAACUACUAGUACUCCCAAGAGAGACGCGGCCGUAGCAAAAGCACCCGCCCCCCCUCGAACCACAGCUGUGGAAGAACCACCACCGGGCAGUCCACCUGGCAGUCCCCCGAUGACACCGUCACGUGCGGAAUUGCAGAACCGAGUCCAAACACAAACGCAAAAAGCGAUCGAGGCCAGUGAGAUGCAACCGAAGAUGCGCAGUACGUUUAUGGAUCGUUUGCGACGAGUCAAGCUUACCCCAACGAGUGGUGGUAGCCGCAAGGAUAAGGAUAAGAAGAAGAAGAAGAAGUAUCGCCACUCUACAGGCACCAUGCAGACCAAUGACAGGAGUGGCGACAACAACAAUGACGACGACAGUUUCGCCGGUGGUCCACCGCGCAUACGUCGAAAGUCUUUGUUAAGCAAAGUGUUUGGAUCCAAGUAA
This is a messenger RNA of Seminavis robusta, 3333 nucleotides long. NCBI's taxonomy places the organism in Eukaryota, Bacillariophyta, Bacillariophyceae, Naviculales, Naviculaceae. The record is from the annotation of a GenBank genome assembly.